AGGCAGGAAAUCGGGGCUGGUCCGGGGCGGCGGGCUGCCCUGUUCCUAUCUCAGCACCGCCGUUCGUUCCCCACCCCAUCCCCCAGCCCCUGGGCCUCGCCAUGGACGCAGCAGAGACAGAGCUGAGCCCAGCUCCCGAGGGCAGGAAGAGGUACAGUGACAUCUUCAAGAGCCUGGACAACCUGGAGAUAUCACUGGGGAAUGUGGUGUUCGACCCCCUGGCUGGAGACCUUGUACUCAGAGAAGACCUGGAGCCUGACCAGGCUGCCACAGCCACAGUGGUGACUGAGGAGAGCAAUGAAGCCAGCCAUUGGAGUGACCCCUCCCCAGAAGGUCCUGCACCCCUCACAGAGGAAGAACUAGACUUGCGACUCAUUCGGAGCAAGGGUGGUGUGGAUGCUGCCCUGGAGCAUGCUAAGGCAUGGAGCCGCUAUGCCAAGGAGCUGCUGGCCUGGACAGACAAGAGAGCCAACUAUGAGCUUGAGUUUGCUAAAAGUAUCGUGAAGAUCGCCGAGGCUGGCAAGGCCGCUGUUCUCCAGCAGAGCCAAAUGCCACUCCAGUACAUCUACACCUUGUUUCUGGAACAUGACCUCAGCUUGGGAGCCCUGGCCAUGGAGACGUUGGCCCAGCAGAAGAGAGACUACUACCAGCCUCUGGCGGCCAAAAGGACGGAGAUUGAGAAGUGGAGGAAGGAGUUUAAGGAGCAGUGGCUGAAAGAGCAGAAGCGCAUGAAUGAGGCGGUGCAGGCACUGCGGCGCUCCCAGCUCCAGUACUUUCAACGCAGAGAGGACCUACGUGUGCGCUCCCAGGGGUCCCCUGAGGACCCUCCUCCCCAGACAUCUCCCGCAUCCAGCAAGCAGCAGGAACGCAGACGGCGCUCCCGAGAGGAGGCACAGGCCAAGGCACAAGAGGCGGAGGCUCUGUACCAGGCCUGCGUCCGGGAGGCCAAUAGUCGCCAGCAGGAUCUGGAGACUACCAAGCGGCGGAUAGUGUCGCAUGUCCGCAAGCUGGUGGUGCAAGGAGACGAAGUGCUUAGGCGGGUGACCCUGGGUCUGUUUCAGUUGCGAGGGGCGCAGGCGGAGCGAGGACCCCGCGCCUUCUCUGCCCUGGCUGAGUGCUGUGCCCCCUUUGAACCUGGCCAGCGCUACCAGGAGUUUGUGCGAGCGCUGCAACCUGGAGCCCCGCCACCGCCAUCUCCCGCCUUCGUCUUCCAGGAGUUCACGCCUGCAGUGCACAGUUCCCCUCAGGACACAAAAAAGAAGUUCUCAGGGCCCCUACCUACGAGGCUGGAGGAGGGUUCGUCUGAGCCUGGCCCUUGGGAGGAUGCCAGCUUAGGCAGCCAGGGGAUUCCAGGCCCCACUCCAGGCAGCGAUGUGGACAGUGUAGGCGGUGGCAGUGAGUCCCGGUCCCUGGAUUCUCCUACCGCCAGCCCAGGUGCUGGCACUAGGCGGCUUGUGAAGGCGUCCUCUACAGGCACGGAGUCCUCCGAUGACUUUGAGGAGCGAGACCCUGAUCUGGGGGAUGGGCUGGAGAACGGAGUAGGCAGCCCCUUCAGGAAGUGGACCCUGUCCACGGCCGCACAGACCCACCGGCUGCGGCGGCUUCGGGGUCCAGCCAAGUGCAGAGAGUGUGAAACGUUCAUGGUCAGCGGGACAGAGUGUGAAGAGUGCUUUCUGACCUGUCACAAGCGCUGCCUGGAGACCCUCCUCAUCCUUUGCGGACACCGGCGGCUUCCGGCCAGGACGCCUCUCUUUGGGGUUGACUUCCUGCAACUCCCCAGAGAUUUCCCUGAGGAGGUACCCUUUGUGGUCACCAGAUGCACAGCUGAGAUAGAACACCGUGCCCUGGGCCUACAGGGCAUCUACCGGGUCAGUGGGUCUCGGGUGCGUGUGGAGCGGCUGUGCCAGGCCUUUGAGAAUGGGCGAGCCCUGGUGGAAUUGUCGGGGAACUCCCCUCACGAUAUCACUAGUGUCCUCAAGCGAUUUCUUCAGGAGCUCACUGAACCCGUGGUCCCCUUCCACUCCUACGACGCCUUCAUCUCUCUGGCAAAGACCCUGCAUGCAGACCCUGGGGACAACCCUGGGACCCCCAGCCCCAGCCCCGAGGUUAUCUGCUCGCUGAAGACCCUCUUGGUGCAGCUGCCCGACUCUAACUACAGCACACUGCGGCACCUGGUGGCCCAUCUGUUCAGGGUGGCUGCUCGCUUUGAAGAAAACAAGAUGUCUGCCAACAACUUGGGAAUUGUAUUUGGGCCUACGCUGCUGCGGCCACCGGAUGGACCGAGGGCCGCAGGUCCCAGCCCUGUGGCCUGUCUGCUGGACUCCGGUCACCAGGCUCAGCUUGUUGAAUUCCUCAUUGUGCACUAUGAGCAGAUCUUCGGAAUGGACGAGCUCCCUCUGGCCUCCGAGCCGCUGCACCAGGACCCUGGCCUGGCUCCCGUACACCCCCAAUCCAGCCCCCAGCCCCCAGCCCCACUUCUUGCCCAAGACACACAGCCCCUGACCAUAGCCUCAGACUCCAGCCCAGACCCCAAACACCACAGUGGCCUGGAAAAGUGUCCCGAUGUCACACCUCCUGAGAUUGCAACUCUGCAGAGAGAUCACAAGGAGGAAGAGGAGGAGGAGGAGGUAGAAGACACCAGAGAUGGAACAGGGGAAGGGCCCAGCCACGGCCCUGAGGACUUGCUCCUGGGAGCGCAAUCCCGGGGCCACUUCAGCCGGCAGCCAGUGAAGUAUCCCCGGGGAGGUAUACGGCCGGUCACUCAUCAGCUGUCCAGCUUGGCUCUGGUGGCUUCCAAGCUGUGUGAGGAAACCCCUGUCACUGUCUCGGCAGUGCCCCGAGGUAGUUUGAGGGUACGAGGCCUGGGCCCUGCUGCGGCCUCCUCCCCUGAAGGCAGCACGCUGCGCCGGAACCCUCUGCCCAAGCACUUUGAGAUCACCCAGGAGACAGCCCGGCUACUCUCCAAGCUGGACAGUGAGGCUGUGUCCAAGGCCAGCUGUUGUGCUGACCCAGAGCCUGAGGAAUCUGAGGAGCAUCUCUGACCACCUACCAUCGCAACGGACCCAGAACUGAGUUGAUGGCCCUACAUAUCUCCCUAGAUGCCCCCUGCCUGGUGCCCAAACUGAUUCAGUGGGGUGUGGGGAGAGAUGGGGUUACCAGAGAGUUCAGGUAAGGAAGACUACACAGCCUGUGGAAGUCCUAAAACACUUGAAGUGUGC
This is a messenger RNA of Acomys russatus (golden spiny mouse), 3218 nucleotides long. RefSeq names its product GEM interacting protein (gene Gmip). The coding region runs from base 102 to 3041 and encodes 979 amino acids. Gene Ontology annotation, cellular component: plasma membrane. Gene Ontology annotation, biological process: activation of GTPase activity; negative regulation of GTPase activity; signal transduction. The transcript is spliced from 21 exons. Lineage: Eukaryota; Metazoa; Chordata; Mammalia; Rodentia; Muridae. Gene Ontology annotation, molecular function: GTPase activator activity. The record is from RefSeq and is a predicted model, not a curated record.